Cottoperca gobio is the source of this 2291-nucleotide messenger RNA. Its product is annotated as endoplasmic reticulum-Golgi intermediate compartment protein 2-like. Gene Ontology annotation, biological process: endoplasmic reticulum to Golgi vesicle-mediated transport; retrograde vesicle-mediated transport, Golgi to endoplasmic reticulum. The record is from RefSeq and is a predicted model, not a curated record. The transcript is spliced from 13 exons. The coding region runs from base 440 to 1570 and encodes 376 amino acids. Gene Ontology annotation, cellular component: COPII-coated ER to Golgi transport vesicle; membrane; endoplasmic reticulum. NCBI's taxonomy places the organism in Eukaryota, Metazoa, Chordata, Actinopteri, Perciformes, Bovichtidae.
UCAGAGGGCGCUACGUCCAAAUGGGAGCAGUUUUUAUUCAGACAAUGGGGUCAGACGACACAGUAGCCAGCUAGCUAGUCCACAACACACCUGACGUUUCUCCAGGUAACUUAUUUCGCGUCUGUGGAUUUCUUGAUGUUUUACUGUGAAAAUAAGCACUUUAACCGUGGACUGAGCUCACGGUACAAUAACGACUAUUCUUUCACUUAGACUAGCCGCCCGUAGUCAUGUUUUAGCCGGCUAGCUUUCCAUCUUAACUAACAUCUGUUAGCUCGGUUGCUAACAGCUGUCAUGUUGCGCGUCAGCGCAGAGAAGACCGACUGAAUAUUCCUCAACGGUCGUCACACUAACCAACUGACGGUAACGAACUGACUAGCUGCUAAAAACUAACACAUUUUAUGAGGGAGUCACUUGAAGCUGCACCACUGCUGCCCCUAACAUGAGGAGACUGACGAAGAAGAAGGCUCUGACUCUGGUGAAGGAGUUGGACGCUUUCCCCAAAGUUCCUGAGAGCUAUGUGGAGUCCACAGCCAGCGGUGGGACAGUGUCUCUGAUAGCAUUCACUCUCAUGGCUGUCCUCGCCUUCCUGGAGUUCUUUGUGUACACAAACACAUGGAUGAAGUACGAGUACGAGGUGGACAAAGACUUCAGCAGUAAGCUGAGGAUAAAUGUUGACAUUACAGUGGCCAUGAGAUGCCAAUAUAUAGGUGCUGAUGUCCUGGAUCUGGCAGAGAACAUGGUUGCUUCUGAUGGCUUAAAAUAUGAACCAGUCAACUUUGAGCUCUCUCCAGAGCAAAGAUUAUGGCACAUGACACUACUGCACAUCCAGGAGCGUCUGAGAGUGGAGCACGCUCUCCAGGAUGUACUCUUCAAGGCUGCAAUAAAAGCAGCUCCUCCCGCGGAGCCUCAAAGUGAGGACAGUCCCACUUCCCUUACUGCCUGCAGGGUACAUGGACACAUGUACGUCAACAAGGUGGCAGGGAAUUUCCACGUUACCGUUGGCAAGUCCAUCCCGCACCCCAGAGGCCAUGCCCAUCUAGCUGCACUUGUCAGCCAUGACACUUAUAAUUUCUCUCACCGGAUUGACCACCUGUCCUUUGGAGAAGUGAUUCCUGGGAUCAUCAGCCCUCUGGAUGGCACAGAGAAAGUCUCUGCUGAAUCUAACCACAUGUUUCAGUACUUCAUCACCAUUGUGCCCACCAAACUCAACACCUACAAGAUCUCUGCAGAAACUCACCAGUACUCAGUCACUGAGCGGGAAAGAGUGAUAAACCAUGCUACAGGCAGCCAUGGAGUCUCGGGGAUCUUUAUGAAAUACGAUAUCAGCUCACUAAUGGUCAAAGUCACGGAGCAGCACAUGCCUCUCUGGCAGUUUCUUGUCAGACUCUGUGGCAUCGUUGGAGGCAUUUUCUCUACAACAGGCAUGCUCCAUGGUGUGAUAGGAUUCUUGUUUGAUGUUGUUUGCUGCCGUUUCCAAAUGGGAAUCUACAGACAUCUAAAGGAGGCUCCUCUGAAUGAGGAGACAAACGGUGAAACCUCAAUUCCUACAGAAAAUAACGCUGAAUCAUGAGUCGGCUGUCUGCUCACCAUCUCUGCCUAAUCUACUAAACAGCGACGAGAUGCUGGGAACAUGUUUACAAGUUGUUUUAUUUUAAAAUACGUUCCUACUUUGUUCAGAAAUGUGUAAAUAUUUGUAUAAUUUCUUUAAAAAAAAAAUAUUGUGUGAGUGCAAAAUGAAUACAUGACUGUUCAUCCAUCUGUGAAGGAUUAUAAUCAAUAUCUCCACUCUGUCACUUUCACUGGGAAAGCUGCAUAAUUCACUAAAUAUUUACAUCAUUAUUGUGGAUCUGACUUCAUUGAAUAUGUGGUACCUGGCGUUAGAGCUCCCUCGUUGCACUCGCACAUGUUUCACUUAGUUUGGCUAAUCACACCUGUUCUCAGGGUUAUGUGAGCGUCAUUGAUAGAUAAAUGUUUUACCAGAAUUAACAUUGAUUCUGAUUCUUUCAUGUAGUUUGGUGACCUCAGAAAACUCAUCCGUGCUGUGUGUGAGGCGGAUUUGUUAAACAAAAUUCACUUUCAACUCGAUGUGGACCCAUUAUUAAUAUUUAGCAUUGUUUUUGGUAUCGUCUCACCUCGGGUUGUCAUCAUCGAUUAUUAUUUUUGAUUAAUAAAUUAAUUGUUCAGCCUAUAAAAUAUCCCAAAAAAUGUUAAGUCUUGAAAUGUUUUGUUUUAUCCAUCCAAAAAUCUUCAAUAUCAGCAAAACUUCACAAUAAAGAUCACCUAUUCUCAAA